Pectinophora gossypiella (pink bollworm) is the source of this 2177-nucleotide messenger RNA. It is a transcript of the gene serpin-9, whose product is annotated as serpin B4-like. Lineage: Eukaryota; Metazoa; Arthropoda; Insecta; Lepidoptera; Gelechiidae. The record is from RefSeq and is a predicted model, not a curated record. Bases 216 to 1157 code for a protein of 313 amino acids. The transcript has 8 exons.
AUUGCCCAUCUAUAGUUACGUUUGUUGGACAAAAAAAAUAACCGUAACUUACUUGACAAACGCAUUUGAUGCUGUCAAUCUGACGUCUGGUCAGCUGGUGUUUGUUAUUGUUAUUGUAUUUUUUUAGGAAUCCGGUACUUCGCAAUAAUUUGUUUUCAAUAUUAAAUACCGGUUGCCAUACAAUCAUAAAGUUGAAGUUAGUUGAAAGAGAAGAAAUGUUGCGCCAGAUGAAGUGUGUUGAUGUGUUCCACGCACUGCAUAAAUGUACGUACCCUGGCUGUUUGGGGCAAGCGUCCACUGCCUGGGUCAUUUCACCCCUUGCCUACAACUUUCUCCAGUCUUUGACGAGAAGCGACGUGAAGGACGACAAAUAUGUAAAGAUUAAUGAAGCUUUGAAAGCCAAAUCAGUUUAUAGAAGCAUGACUGCAGCAUUUUAUGCACCAUCAAUCAAUUUAGAAGAGAAGUUAAAGAUAAGUAAAUCAAAAAAUAUGAAUAUGAAGCAAGUUGAUUUUUCAAAGGAGCAAGCUGGAGACAUUAUUAGUGAGUGGGCAAACCAACAAGAUGACUUUAAAACAUUUAAUAUAGAGAAAAGUAUUCCAGCAGAUAUUCUGUACGCUGUAGUCGACAUGUCUAAUUUUCAGGGUGCGUGGGAAAAAAAGAGCUCAAAAGGUAGAUUUAUGAAAAUUCACAAUUCGUUUAACUACACGCAGGAUAUAAACUACGAAGCGAGGAUCAUGGAGCUCCCGACUCAAGACAGUGAUUUCCGUGUGAUAGUGCUAGCGCCCAGUCAGACGGAUCUGCUCCACACACUGUUCCGACGACUGACUAACGAAGGACUGGCUGCCAGCUUUGCCAGCGUUCAGCCACUCUUCUCCGUUGACUCUGUGUUUACGCCGCCAGACAUCGCAAUUACUUCACAUACUAAUAUAAGCUCAAAAGAGAGAGACAAAAGUGAAAGCAGAAUAGUUCAAUACGGCACGACUGAAAUAAAUAACUUGGGAGUUCGAGCCAAAGUACUUUCCUGCCUGUACUCCACUAAAAAGUUGCCUCCAUAUUCUGGAAAUUUUAAACCUGAAGAGGAGAAAGCGCCAUAUUUCUUCGCAAUAACAUUUAAAGAUACGCCUAUUUUUACUGGGCAAUAUAUUCCGAAGUUGUAGAUAUGUACUCAAUAGUUGACUACAAAAUAUAUAUAGUAGCAAUUUAUAAUGUAAUCGGUAAUUAAAUAGUUGACAUUAUUUCUUUAGAAACGUGUUUACUUGUUUUAGUAUUCGUUUGAUUUUCGGUCUUUACACAUAUGUAGGUUAUACGGUUCUUUCAUUUUACGAAACUAAAAUACGUAGGUAAUAAAAAUGCAUUUAUCAAGGAAAUAAACAAACCGGUUUGGGGGAAGUAUCAACGGCAAAAAUAACAAAAUAAUGGUUUUAAGUAACAUUAUAUUAUUAUAGAUUUAAGUUUUCGAAUCUCGACCUCUUCUCGCAUGGUAACUUGUGUUUUCCUUUAUUUCAUAAACUUUGCCUUCAUGCCGCGACCGUGUGUUGUUCCCUUCUUUUAGUCCGUGAUUGCCACAUGGACAGUCAAACAGUUUAUCAGGUAACACGAAUUUUCCUUGGAAGUGUAAAGCUUCGUCGUCGUUAGGCUCUUUAACGUGGCCCUUUGCCAUAAGGGGAAUAUUUCCCGCUUGUAUUAACUGUCUUAUAAGCCCUGGGUGUUGGACAUCCCUAUGAAUUUCUAGAUGGUCAAGUUUAUGAUCUUCUAAAUGAUCAUCCUUUGGUUGUUUCGUGGUUGUAUUGGUAGUCGUGGUAGGAGCAGCUGUGCUAUUGAUUUUCGAUGCUUGCCGCAAGUUAUUCUUCAGAUAUUGCAGUAAUAUCGAGUUUAUAACAUCCUUUUCCAGGUUUGCGGGAAAUGUCUUUUCGGCCGAUUGUGCUCGCAUUUUAGUUUGUGCUGUAGACGCCUCAGUCGGGGUUGUUUUAACGUCAUCGUAUAAGUCAUCGUAGCCCAGUAUUAUAGGAGGCAGGACUACAAGACUGGCUGUACGUUCGGGUUUGUCGUUUGCAGCUUCUGCAAGCUGAAAUAAUACCCGACGAGUAAAUAUUAAUAACUAUCAGUCAUCAAUGUUACUUAUGUUAUGAUACUUAGUACCUUUCUAUAGAAAAUAUAAAAAGGAAGUCAAUAUUCAA